Molecule: messenger RNA, 1093 nt
Organism: Mytilus californianus (California mussel)
Lineage: Eukaryota; Metazoa; Mollusca; Bivalvia; Mytilida; Mytilidae
Product: fibrinogen-like protein A
Exons: 9
Coding region: 77-1051 (324 amino acids)
Source: RefSeq, a predicted model, not a curated record
CUACAUUUUAAUAUUGUGGUUUUUUAUUCUUGUAAGAAUCGACGGAACAACAUUUGGAUCAACAAGUUCAUUCAGCAUGUCGAUUGUUUAUUCUUUGUUUUCUAUAAUGAUUACCGCUGUAACUGUAUGCUGUUACAACGAAGUAAAUGUACGAGGAAAAAGGAACAAAGAUGAAUUAUCUGUAGAAGACAGCAGGAUAGAUGAAUUGAUGAGCAUAUUGCAAGGUAUUUGUGUCAAUGGAAAUCCCGAUCAAACUGUUAAACACCUGUUGAAGGAUACCGAUACCAUUCUCAAAAAUAUAGAUGUGUACAAAGAGGUUGUGAAGAAAAACAAGCUGCUUAGGAAGGAACUGAAGUGGAUUAUUGAAGAAUCAAAAGGUCAAAGAGAAACUUCUAGAAUUGUUGAUCUGAUCAAAAAAGGUGUAAGAGAUGUAUGUGUUUCCAAGACGUACAGAGACUGUAGUGAAAUGAAUAGUAAAAGUCGAGGAAGUGGAAUAUAUACAAUAUAUCCAGAGAAAUCAAAAGGAAUAAAGGUUUACUGUGACAUGACAGAUGGCAAAGGUUGGACUGUAAUUCAAAGAAGAUUUGAUGGAUCUACGGACUUUUUUGGGAGAACUUGGAACGAGUAUAAAGAAGGAUUUGGUGAUGUACAGAAAGAAUACUGGCUUGGUAACAAAUAUCUAAACAUCCUGACAUCUAGUGGUAAAUAUGAACUUAGAGUUGACUUGGUUGAUACCAAUAACAAAAAGACUUAUGCAGUUUAUAAGACAUUUGCUGUUGGUGAUGAAAAUUCAAAGUUCAAGUUAACUAUUGGUGUUUACACAGGAACUGCAGGAGAUAAUAUGCAUUACAGCAAUGGUAGAUACUUCACCACCAAGGACAGAGACAAUGAUUCCAGUAGUAGAAAUUGUGCUACAAUUUUCAACUUGGGGCCCUGGUGGAAUGGCAACUGCAGUAAUGUUUCCCUGAAUCUUGAUUUAAAAAAAUCAAAAAUGAGAUGGUUGGUUCUUAAAUACAUCCAAUCUGUAAUGAAGAUCAGAAAAAUCAACUAAAAUAAAUUUCUGUAAAUAAAUUAAUAGACACUAUAAGCAUGA